AUGUCUACCACCAAGGAGUCACCAUCGGCCACGAUCGAUACCGCCAAGGCCGAGUCUGAGCACUACGACGCUUUUCCCACCGAGUACCACGACGACAGAUCCUUCUGGCAAAUCUGCAAGGAGAAUCCGGCCAUCAUCGGCUACACCAUCUGUGCUAACUUCAGUCCUCUGCUUUUCGGCUACGAUGGUCUCGCUCUUGGCGUCAUUAUUGCCCUUCCUGCCUUCUCCUUCGACUUUGGCGAGCCAUUUGGUCUUUGGACCGCAGGCAAGCAGAUUGGCAUCAUGAUCGGUGCCGGCGCCAACGGCUACCUGCAGGAUCGGUUUGGCCGCAAGCCCAUGACCUUCGUCGGCUGGGCCGUAGCCACCCUCAGCGUCGCCCUUGGCUACACAAGCUACAUGCCCGACAGCUACGCCGGUCGGAGGACCCAACUCCUGAUGGCCAAGGUUAUCGUUGGCCUUGGAAUGGGUAUUCUCAUGUCGACAUGCCAGACUUAUGUCUCUGAGAUUGCCCCAGUCAAGAUUAGAGGCAUGCUCCUCGGCAUCUACACUCUGGUUCUGGUCGUCGGUCAAACCAUCGCCGUCAGCGUCGUCUUCUCUCGCAUCGCCAUCAUGGACCGCAGCGCCUACCUCGUCCCCAUCGCCCUCCAGUGGAUGUUCGCUGGCCUCGUCUUCAUCCGUGCCGUGUUAAUACCCGAGUCCCCUUCCUUCCUCGUCAGCAAGGGUCGCGUCGAAGAGGCUGCCCGCUCAUUCGACCGCCUGUAUGGCAAGGGCGAGCGCUCGCCAAACAACCUUAUCGCCACGGUCGCCCAGGAGCGGCAGCAAGAAAACAACAAGGACGUGCGCUUUAUGGAGCUCUUCCAAGGCACCAACUUCCGCAGGACCAGAAUCGUCUGGCUGCUCAACAUCACCCAGCAGUUCACCGGCAUCUCGCUGCUGGCCAACGCUACGUACUUCCUGAUCCAGGCCGGCAUGAACCCCGCACAGUCGCUCGAGAUCAACCAGAUUGGUAUCAGUCUGAGCAUCCCCUGUAUCCUGCUCAGCUACUACACGAUGCAGAAGUUUAGCCGUCGGUUCAUUAUCCUAACCAGCAUGAUCACUAUUACAGUCCGAUUUAUCGGUAUGGGUAUUACGGGGCUCUUCCCUAAUGACAAGACGGCGCUCAAGUUCGUCGGUGUCACGUUGCUCCUCAGCGGCUUCGUCGGCGCGCACGGCCUUAAUCCCGCUUAUAACGUUGUUGCCAGUGAGGUCUCUUCGGUGCGCCUCCGUGCCCGGACGCUGUCCUCGGGCUUCGUUAUCUACGCCCUGGCGUCUUGGGUCUUCAGCUUCACCGUACCCUACAUGUUCAACCCGGACGUGGGAAAUCUGAGUGCCAAGAUCGGCUGGGUCUUUGUCGGCCUCGGCACCAUCGGCAUUGUCCUCGUCUGGUUCGAGGUCCCUGAGACCAGGAACAAGUCGUACGCCCAGCUUGACCUGCUGUUCGAGCGCAAGACCAAGACCAGAGACUUCAAGCGCAAGAUGGACGAGGAGCUCUCUGUUCCUGCCUGAGAGGAGGAUGCGGUGUAAAAGCUUCGUUAUCGUGUCGGACUGGUGUGUAAGGGUGUAAGGGCGUCGCUCAGAGGUGGCUAGCUACGUUGUAAACAUUGUAUAGGGCAUGGUUGUGUUUCUGUAUCCAAGGCUUG
Molecule: messenger RNA, 1679 nt
Organism: Microdochium trichocladiopsis
Lineage: Eukaryota; Fungi; Ascomycota; Sordariomycetes; Xylariales; Microdochiaceae
Product: general substrate transporter
Exons: 3
Coding region: 1-1545 (514 amino acids)
Biological process (GO): transmembrane transport; carbohydrate transport
Cellular component (GO): membrane
Molecular function (GO): carbohydrate:proton symporter activity
Source: RefSeq, a predicted model, not a curated record